This is a messenger RNA of Fukomys damarensis (Damara mole-rat), 919 nucleotides long. RefSeq names its product family with sequence similarity 43 member B (gene Fam43b). NCBI's taxonomy places the organism in Eukaryota, Metazoa, Chordata, Mammalia, Rodentia, Bathyergidae. Bases 392 to 919 code for a protein of 175 amino acids. The record is from RefSeq and is a predicted model, not a curated record. The transcript has 2 exons.
CAGCCACACGCUUGGUCUACCCUACCGAGCAGUCGCCAGCCCCAGCUCCGGCGACCUCCCUGCCGCAGCAAUUUGGGCGGCGGGGACCGCAAGAAUCCCCCCUAUUCUGGCGGGGGAGGGGGACAUCACCCCCAGCCCCCGCCCUUCCCGGCUUCCCAGACGGCUGGAACCACUCCCGGGGGAAGCUAUUCCUGGCAGCCCGGACAUCUCGGCGGCCAGCCCAGCUGGGCACCCGGCAUCUGCGAAGCUAGCCCCGCCUGGCACUGGGUAUCUCGGGCACCGACUGUCGCCGGCACCGCCCAGUUUCUCUCGACUCCGGGGUGGAGGGCUUCCGCGCGGUGCCCCUCCCCCGGCUGCCCGACCGGACGCCCGACAGCCUUCGGCCGCUACGAUGCUACCCUGGAGACGGAACAAAUUCGUGCUGGUGGAGGAUGAGGCCAAGUGCAAGGCGAAAAGCCUGAGCCCGGGUCUCGCCUACACUUCGCUGCUCUCCAGUUUCCUGCGCUCCUGCCCGGACCUGCUGCCCGACUGGCCGCUGGAGCGCCUGGGCCGCGUGUUCCGCAGCCGGCGCCAGAAAGUGGAGCUGAACAAGGAGGACCCGACCUACACCGUUUGGUACCUGGGCAACGCCGUCACCCUGCACGCCAAAGGCGACGGCUGCACCGACGACGCGGUGGGCAAGAUCUGGGCGCGCUGCGGGCCGGGCGGGGGCACCAAGAUGAAGCUGACGCUGGGCCCGCACGGUAUCCGCAUGCAGCCCCGGCCAGGCGCGCUGAACUCACAGCCUCCAUCCCGAAUCCGGCUGCCCCCGAUCUCGAACCUGGCUGCCGCUGAGGCUCCCCUGGUCCCCGACCCCGCCUCCCUCGUGGUCUCAGUUGCGAUCGCCUCGUCCCUCGUCCUGGCUCGGGGUGACACCUGA